Molecule: messenger RNA, 1053 nt
Organism: Eucalyptus grandis
Lineage: Eukaryota; Viridiplantae; Streptophyta; Magnoliopsida; Myrtales; Myrtaceae
Product: ATP phosphoribosyltransferase 2, chloroplastic-like
Exons: 11
Coding region: 1-1053 (350 amino acids)
Biological process (GO): L-histidine biosynthetic process
Cellular component (GO): cytoplasm
Molecular function (GO): ATP phosphoribosyltransferase activity
Source: RefSeq, a predicted model, not a curated record
AUGGCUCUUUGCCGUCUGCGGUCGCGGUCACAGACUCCAAUGGCAGACCAGAUGGCGAGCGGAGAGGGAUUUGGCUUGGAUUGCGAAUUGCCGGUCCCGCUGGAUAAUCCUCGACAAUUAUUUGCACAAAUUCCACAGAUCCCUAAUUUGGAAGUCUACUUUCAAAACACAGAGGACAUUGUAAAACUAUUGCUGUCUGGAGAUCUAGACAUGGGAAUAGUGGGUUUAGACACAGUUAGUGAAUAUGGGCAGGGUAAAGAAGAUCUUAUUAUUGUUCACAAUGCUCUUGGUUAUGGGCAUUGCUACUUGUCUCUCGAAAUUCCCAAAGAACAUGAGGACUUUGAGAAGAUCAAUUCGGUGAUGGAGCUAUCACAAAUGCCCAAAUGGAAUGAAAAGGAACCACUCGUAGUUGCUACUUCUUUCCCCAAGCUGGGGCAGAAGUUUAUGAAAGAAAAGGGACUGAAGCAUGUGAGGUUUUUUUCUCCUAAAGGAGCAGUGGAGGUAGCACCCAAGAUGGGUACUGCUCAUGUUGUUUUGGACCUUGUAAAUACUGGAGAAACACUACGGGCAAAUAACUUGAGAGAAAUUGAUGGCGGGAUAGCGUUGGAAAGCCAGGCUGUUCUUGUGGCAAGCAGGAAGUCACUACUCUAUCGGGUCGGUGCUCUUGGCACAACUCAUGAGAUUCUUAAAAGAUUGGAGGAACAUUUAAAAGCAGUUGGCCAGUUCAAGGUGACAGGGUAUAUGAGUGGGAGUAGUUUCGAGGAAGUCGCUGAGCAAGUAUUCAGUCAAUUAACACUCUCUGGUUUGGAGGAGCCUGCCAUACAUCAAGUCUUUCACCGACGUGAUGGAGAAAUGGUUGUAGACAGCUAUGCAAUAGACAUUUGCGGUCCUAAAGAGUUGCUUGAUAGCCCUGUGCAGCAGCAGCUGAGAGCAAUGGGGGCUUGCAGAGUUCAGGUAUCUCAGAUUACUAAGAUUUACGAUCAAGUGAAUUCCAAAUGGCAGGAGCUUCGGUCCAAACUUGGGGAGGAGAAUCUGUCCAAACUCGGGCUUUAG